CAAAUGUUAACUUUCCUCAAGAUUAUUGGCCAUGUCGUUCUGGGCUGGUGGGUAAAAAGGUUCAAGUAAUGGGUGUGCUGGUGCUGGGCGAAAUCUUGCGUGUGACCAUCUCGAAAAUUUGACACCUCAUUGAGGCGAUCGGCCAGCAACGUAGUAAUAAUAAAAGUGGGGUUGGCCAUUGUUUGGUACGGAGUACAGUGGCUGGUAAGGUAGACAUGAUUCAGGAAGCUGCUUCUCUUCUCUGUCAUGUGUAUGUGGUACAUUUGCCGACGUGUACAGGGUAGGAGCUUUUACGGCGAUUGACUUUGUAGGUGGUUUGGGGCUAAUUGUUAGAGUUUGUCGGUCGCGCUCCUGCCAUUAAAAAAUGAUGCUUCUUCACGUCUGCGGUGGGCAUUUUUUUUUAUUCUUUUUUUUAUUCUUUCUAAGUGCUCUAUCCGCCUGUUCUACCACCUGCAUGUACCUGAUCUCAUGAGAUUUAAUGACGGCACAAGUCGCAUGUUUGGACGGCGAAAAACAAAGGCGAAAAAAAAAAAAAAAACGGCCACGCUUCAAUCUGCAGUUCGGGUGCAUACAUACCUCACCUUACCUGCCUGCUACCUACCUACUUACCUUACCUUGACUGCACCACACCCACUACUACCGAUCGAACUAUUUUCAUCCAAUUUCAUGCAAACUUCUAGGCACGAACGUCGACUCUCUGUAUCCAAAUAAGCACAUCCAUCGUCGGCUGUCAGCAAUUACCAACGUCGUACGCAAAGGAUAUAUUUAGCGUUUUUAACCUCUUGAUGGAUGCUCCACUCAAGGUAGCCCUGUCGAUCCUCGACAACCUCUUGUCGGUGUACACGCACGUGUUGCUGGGCUUCUUGGUGCUACUCUGCCUCGACGUCUACCGUGGUCGUCCGACGUUGGGCGAUGGUCAACAAGGGAUAAAAGCCGACACAGAAUUGAUCAUCGGAGAAAACAUAUUGAUUGCCCACAUGCAUCAGACGCAACAUAAGGCGAACACAGAAAAGUUACAAGCCACCGACUUUUCCGGCUUUUCGACGACGUUGCUGAAACAGUAGAUUGUAUCGGGCACCUAAACGACGUACGUACAACCCUGUUUCAUCCACACUUUUUGGUGUGUUCCUCGCCCGGCCCCACCCACUCUACCGCCCUUGGCCCCGGAUGCCGGUAUGGUACUGGGUAGUAAACUUGGGACUUGCAUAGGCGGGGUGAGGGGGGACGGUUGAAAAAGGUUCAAUUGCCCAGCUUGUGUUGACUUUGUGGAGGGACGUUGAUCUCCUGGUCAGUGUUUGAUGUUGUGUCUUUUUGGAGUUGCGCUUGCAUACAAUUGAGCGUCUUUUCCUCUCCUUUUUUUGUCUGUUUCUGCUUCUUUUCGAGCGAUACAGCACGUACAAGACCAAAACCGACACCAAAAAAAACAUGGAUUCAAAAUCUUUGGCGUCUCGCUUCAGCGAGCUCGUUAGUUUCCUCUCGUCUGCCAAGGGCGACCUCUCCAACGUCACGGGCCCCAUCAACUUCCUCGCGCCCUGCUCCGUCGUCGAGGUGGGCCAUUGCUGGGCCGAGCGACCACACAUCUUUGCCGCGCCGGCCUCGGAGGUGGACCCGGCACGCCGCGCGCUCCUCGUGCAGCGGCUCGUGCUCUCGGCGCUGCGGGCGCAGCUGUACGUGGCGGGGGCGCCGGGGACGUCGAUCAAGAAGCCGCUCAACGCGUUCCUGGGCGAGGUGUUUUGCGCCUCGUGGUCCGACGAGCAGAACAAGGCCAGCACCCGCCUCGUGGCGGAGCAGGUCUCGCACCACCCGCCCAUCACGGCCAUGCACGUGUCGUCGGGCCAAGGGGAGGGCAUGGUGCGCGCCGACGGCUACGCGCGGGUCGAGAUGACGUUCAACGGCAACGUCAACAUCCGCCAGGUCGGGCACGCCCUGGUCAGGGUCGAGCGCUACAAGGAGGACUACCUCUUCCCGCUGCCCGACGUCAAGGUCCGCGGCUUCCUGUCGGCGUGCCUGUACCCCGAGAUCGUGGGCACCUACCACAUCAUCGGGUCGUCGGGCUACAUCAGCGAGAUCAAGUUCAGCGGGGCCGGCGUGCUGAGGGGCAAGCGCAACAGCUUCGAGGCGAGGUUGUUCCACAAGGCCGACCCGAAAAAGACAAUCUUCAAGACGGCCGGCUGCUGGAGCGAGGGCUGGACCGUCAAGGACCCCAAGGGCAGGAUCGUCGAGGAGUACAACGUCGAGGCCCUCGAGAACCUCCCCGCCGCCAUGGAGCUGCCGCCCCUCGAGGAGCAGAGCCCCUGGGAGAGCCGCCGGGCCUGGAACGGCGUCAUCGCGAACCUCGGCCCCGGCGGGGACACGCGCGUCGCCGCGGCCGAGAAGGCCAAGCUGGAGCAGGCCCAGAGGCGCAUGCGGGCCGAGGAGAAGGAGCGCGGCGAGACCUGGGAGCCGCUGCUGUUUGCGAGCAGCAAGGGUGAGCACCACGACGCCUUUCACCGCCUGACCGAGGGCACCGACUGGGAGCUCUGCGACGACCGGACAAAGGGCGUCUGGAGGAUCAAGGAUGAAGUGCUGGCCAAGACCGAUAAGCCUGUCAGGGGGGAGUUGACGCCUCUUGGGUGAGGACUUGUGGACUACAUGCCUGUUGUUGCUGUGAUGUUCACUUUUUGGGGGAGGGAGGGGUUUCCUUAUUUUUUUUUUUUUCCUAAUUGGUUUGGUCUACAGCGAAGGCGUUUUGCUCUUGGGGCGUGGAACUGGGUAAAUGAUGUUUUAAUGACGGCGUGUGUAUUUUAUGUAUCAAAGGUAUCCAUCUAUAGAAAGAAGUCACGAUAAGUCUC
Messenger RNA from Pyricularia oryzae 70-15, 2831 nucleotides. RefSeq lists its product as uncharacterized. The record is from RefSeq and is a predicted model, not a curated record. The transcript has 2 exons. Bases 1426 to 2616 code for a protein of 396 amino acids. Lineage: Eukaryota; Fungi; Ascomycota; Sordariomycetes; Magnaporthales; Pyriculariaceae. Gene Ontology annotation, cellular component: membrane; cytosol; intracellular membrane-bounded organelle. Gene Ontology annotation, molecular function: oxysterol binding. Gene Ontology annotation, biological process: maintenance of cell polarity; endocytosis; piecemeal microautophagy of the nucleus.